This is a messenger RNA of Arabis nemorensis, 2658 nucleotides long. NCBI's taxonomy places the organism in Eukaryota, Viridiplantae, Streptophyta, Magnoliopsida, Brassicales, Brassicaceae. The record is from the annotation of a GenBank genome assembly.
AUGGAAGCCAUUGAUUCAAGCCGCAAAGAAGCAGAAAUGGAGCUCUACACUAUCCCUGCUCGAUCCAGUUGGUUCUUAUGGGAUGAUAUUCACGAGAUCGAAAGACGUGAAUUUGAGGAGUUCUUCAGUGAGAGCUCAAUCACUAGAACCCCUAAAGUAUACAAGGAGUACAGAGAUUUCAUUAUCAACAAGUACAGGGAAGACACUACUAGGAGGCUUACGUUCACCAGUAUCCGCAAGUAUCUAGUUGGUGAUGUCAAUUUGCUUCAAAAAGUGUUUAUCUUCCUCGAAAAAUGGGGAUUGAUCAAUUUCAGCUCUUCCCUCAAGAAAACUGAUGAUGUGUUGUUGGUGGAGAGUGAAGGGAAGCAUAAUGUGAAGAUCGAACAAGGGAAUCCCGCUGGGAUUCGAGUUACUGCAACCCCGAAUUCUUUGAGGCCUAUCGCUGCACCGCCCCUUGUUGAGGAAGGAGCUGAGACCGGCAUCAAAUUAGCGCCGCUGACUUCUUAUUCAGAUGUUUUCAGUGAUUUUAAGAAACCUGGUGCUGCAUUGGUUUGUGGGCAUUGUGGAGAACGUUGUUCUGAUUCUGCUUUCUAUGAACACAAGAAGAGUAUUGUCAAGAUAUGCGAAAAGUGUUUCAAGAAUGGAAGCUAUGGGGAGAACAACUCCGCAGAUGAUUUCAAGUUGAUUGGGAAUUCUGCUGCAGCUGUGUGGACCGAGGAAGAGAUCCUCCUCUUGCUUGAAUCUGUGCUGAAACAUGGGGAUGAUUGGGAACUCAUUGCACAAAGUGUUUCUACAAAGAGCAGAUUUGAUUGCAUUUCAAAGCUCAUUGAGCUCCCGUUUGGAGAGUUUCUGAUGGGUUCUGCUUCUGGAAGACUCACUUCCGCUAUCCCCACCGAGGAUGGAAACGGAGGACACCAUUCUCCAUCCCAUCCUGCAGAACAGAUGAAAACUGACGGUCAAGUACCCGAGGAAACAGAUACGGAAGAUCGCGUGAAGGAAGAUGAGCCUCCAGCAAAAAGGAAAUGUGUUGAGCUACUAUCAGACGGUGAUAGUUCACUUAUGAAACAGGUUGCUGCCAUGGCAAGUAAAGUUGGUCCAUCUGUCGCAACCGCUGCUGCAAAAGCUGCAAUCGCAGCUCUUUGUGAUGAAGCCUCAUGUCCAAAAGAGAUUUUUGAAAACGGUGAUUACACAAAUUCCGCAGUUGACAGAGAUGAUGGAGACAAAGAUACAGAUAUGGAGGAACAGCAAGAAGACAAAGAUGAGCAUCAGGAUCUACCCGUAGCUUUAAGAAUAAGAGCGUCUGUGGGAACAGCUCUAGGAGCAGCGGCUGCUUACGCGAAAAUACUGGCUGAUCAAGAAGAAAAAGAGAUGGAACUUUUAGCUGCGACUGUAAUAGACCAACAGCUGAAGAAACUGAAGAGCAAGUUGAAGUUUAUGGACCAAUUGGAAUCGAUAAUGGAUGCAGAAGAGAAAGUGAUUGAUGGUGUAAAAGAAAGAAUUCUCCAAGAGAGGAUUAGCGUUUUGCAAUGUGCGUUUCGUGACGGUAUUACCAAACGCUGGGAUCAUACAUCUUGUUCGGUCGGAGAACAUUCAUCAGCUCCGAUUAUACACAUGAAGUCGGAAUUCGAAUACCACGAGGAAUACAUAAGAAACUCAAGAGGUGUCGAGCUAUUCGCUUGUAGAUGGAUUCCAUCAUCGUCUUCUCCCAAAGCUCUGGUUUUCCUCUGCCAUGGUUACGCAAUGGAGUGUAGCGACUCCAUGAAAGAUUGCGGAAUUAGGCUAGCUUCAGCCGGAUACGCGGUUUUUGGUAUGGACUAUGAAGGUCAUGGUCGGUCCAUGGGAUCUCGUUGUUACAUCAAGAAGUUUGGCAACAUUGUAAAUGAUUGCUACGACUACUACACCUCUAUUUGUGCGAAAGAGGAGUACAUGGAGAAAGGUAGAUUCUUGUAUGGAGAAUCAAUGGGAGGUGCAGUCACUUUAUUGCUUCACAAGAAAGAUCCUUCCUUUUGGAACGGUGCCAUUCUUGUCGCUCCAAUGUGCAAGAUAUCUGAGAAAGUGAAGCCACAUCCAGUGGUGAUCAAUCUGCUAACCAGAGUCGAAGAAAUCAUACCGAAAUGGAAAAUAGUUCCAACAAAAGAUGUGAUCGAUGCUGCUUUCAAGGACCUUGUCAAGCGAGAAGAGGUAAGAAACAACAAGCUGAUAUAUCAAGACAAGCCUAGGCUCAAAACCGCACUUGAAAUGCUCAGGACAAGCAUGAACCUCGAAGACAGUCUCGACGAGAUAACAAUGCCGUUCUUUGUGUUACACGGAGAAGCAGAUACAGUGACGGAUCCAGAGAUAAGCAAAGCUUUGUACGAGAAAGCUAGCACAAGGGACAAGACUCUCAAGCUGUACCCUGGGAUGUGGCAUGCUCUGACGUCAGGUGAACCUGACUAUAACGUUGACAUUGUCUUCGCUGACAUCAUCGCUUGGCUUGACCUCCGAACCGCUGACUCAGCUUCUAUCACUGUCACUCCUGUCCGAGUUACUACCACUCCUAGUGUCCAGAGGGUUAUGGUUAACGGCGUUGCUAACGGUCAACGCAGACCUAAGCGUCAGUUCUUCAAUCUCCUUUGUGGUUUGAACGGUGGCCGUUUGGUUCCACGAUCUGCUAUGUAA